UUGAGUAGUUCGGUUAAUGAUUAUCGGAAUAGUAGUUAUUAGUUUCAUAAAAGUAGAAAAGUUCAUAUUUUUUUCUUGCUGAAACCUCAAGAUUUCAGUAGUUGCACUUAUUUGCUUUGCCCUUUAUGCUUUAUUAGUGGGGAAGAGCAGAAGCAGAUACCCCACUAAAGAAAACUACAGCUUUUUUUCCCUUUUCCUUCUGCUUCUUGUUCUUUAUUUUCCCCCUUUUGUUAUGGCGGUUUAAUGUUCUUGUCAAGAUUGCACAUUUUUGUACCCAAGUUCACUAUGAGACUAUUUUGGACACUAAUUUUAGUAGUUCUCUACAAUGGGUGUUCUUCAGAGGGGGUUAAUUCAACUCUUUCUGCAAGGCCUAAAGUUGUGAACAUUGGGUGUAUGGUGUCUUUCAAUACACUUGUUGGGAAAGUUACUAAAGUUGCUGCGGAAGCUGCCGUUGAGGAUAUAAAUUCCAAUCCAGAUGUUCUUGGAGGAACUAAACUGAAUAUGAUAACAUUGGACAGUAAUGCCAGUGGAUUUCUUGGAAUAGUUGAGGCUAUCCGUUUCAUGGAGACGGAUACUAUGGCAAUUGUUGGCCCCCAAUCUUCUGUUAUAGCUCAUGUGGUAUCAAACAUUGCGAAUGAGCUGCAGGUCCCUCUAUUAUCAUUUGCAGCCACAGAUCCCUCUCUUUCUUCGCUUCAGUACCCGUUUUUUGUUAGAACUUCACCAAGUGAUAAGUUUCAGAUGGAAGCUAUAGCUGAAAUGGUUGAGUACUAUGAAUGGAGGGAGGUGAUUGCUAUAUAUAUUGAUGAUGAUUUUGGAAGAAAUGGUAUAGCUGCAUUAGCAGAUCAGCUGGCCAAGAGGCGAUGUUCGAUCUCUUACAAAGCAGCAAUGAAACCUGGAGCAACAUUGGAUGAUGCCCGGGAUGCUUUGGUUCAGGUUGCUUUGAGAGAGUCACGAAUAAUGGUUGUUCAUACUUAUCCUACAAAGGGUCUGGAGAUAUUCUCUAUGGCACGGUAUUUGGGGAUGAUAGAUAAAGGAUAUGUGUGGAUUGCUACAAAUUGGCUCUCAACUAUCCUUGACGCUGGUAGUCCCCUUUCUUCGGAUGAAAAAGAGAACCUUGAAGGGGCUAUUACCUUGCGUAUACACACUCCAGGUUCAGAAUUGAAACAGAAGUUUGUAUCACGGUGGAGCAAUUUGACAAGGAAGGCAGGACUUACUGGAUCUUCAAGGAUGUCCACUUAUGCACUCUAUGCUUAUGACACUGUGUGGUUGCUUGCUCGUGCCAUCAAUGAAUUCUUUAACCAGGGUGGAAAAGUUUCAUUUUCUAAGGAUCCAAGGCUAACUGAACUGAAUAGUGGAAGUAUGAAUCUUGAUUCUAUGAGCAUCUUUGAUGGAGGGAAGUUAUUGCGAGACAACAUUUUUAAGGUUAAUAUGACAGGUGUAACAGGACCUUUUAGUUUCACUUCUGAAAAGGAACUCUUCCGCCCUACUUUUGAAGUCAUUAAUGUGGUUGGUACAGGUUUUAGGAAAGUUGGUUAUUGGUCUGAAUACUCUGGUUUAUCAAUUGUGCCUCCUGAAACACUGUACUCUAAGCCGCCAAAUUGUUCCUCUUCGAAUCAACAGCUACACAGUAUAAUCUGGCCUGGACAAAUAACGGAAAAACCCCGUGGAUGGGUUUUUCCAAACAAUGGGAGACAACUGAAAAUUGGAGUUCCUAACCGAGCUAGCUUUCGUGAAUUUGUUGGAAAGGUACCAGGCAUUGACUCAUUCAGAGGAUACUGUAUUGAGGUCUUCACUACUGCCAUAGACUUAUUGCCUUAUGCUGUCCCUUACAAGCUAGUUGCCUUUGGGGAUGGUCAUAACAAUCCAGAUGAUACAGAGCUAAUACGCCUAAUCACAGCAGGAGUUUAUGAUGCAGCCAUAGGUGACAUAGCGAUUACAACUAAUCGAACAAAAAUGGUUGAUUUCACUCAACCAUACAUUGAAUCUGGGUUAGUUGUAGUGGCACCAGUUAAGGAGCAGAAUUCUAAUGCUUGGGCUUUUCUCAGUCCAUUUACUCCUAAGAUGUGGUGUGUCACUGGUGUUUUUUUCUUAAUUGUGGGCACUGUAAUUUGGAUUUUGGAACACAGAUUGAAUGAUGAUUUUCGUGGACCUCCGAGUAAACAGAUUGUCACUGUUUUAUGGUUCAGCUUUUCAACUCUCUUUACUGCCCAGAGAGAAAACACUGUCAGCACCUUUGGCCGUAUUGUCCUUCUUAUAUGGCUAUUUGUGGUUUUGAUAAUAAACUCAAGCUAUACUGCCAGUCUCACCUCAAUUCUUACAGUGCAGAAACUUUCUUCCCCAAUUACCGGAAUUGAAAGUUUAGUAAAUACAAAGGAACCCAUUGGUUAUCAGUGGGGUUCAUUUGCCCGUAACUAUCUGAUUCAAGAACUUCGCAUUGAUGAAUCUAGACUUGUUCCACUUAACCUCCCUGAAGAUUAUGCUAAAGCUUUAAAAGAUGGUCCUAGCCGUGGUGGUGUUGCAGCAGUGGUAGAUGAGCGUGCUUAUAUGGAGCUUUUCCUCUCAUCGCGUUGCCAAUUCAGUAUUCUGGGUCAAGAAUUCACAAAAAAUGGAUGGGGGUUUGCUUUCCCUAGGGAUUCUCCUCUAGCAGUAGACAUGUCAACAGCAAUUUUGAAACUAUCAGAGAAUGGAGAACUUCAAAGGAUCCAUGAUAAAUGGCUUUCUGGAAUAGCUUGCACUUCACAGAAUACAAAGCUUGAAGUGGACAGGCUUCAGCUGAAAAGCUUCUCAGGUCUAUUCUUUCUAUGUGGGUUGGCAUGUUUUCUGGCUCUGCUCAUUUAUUUUGUGAUGCUAGCAUGUCAAUAUUGCCAAUACUAUCCCAAUUCUGAGGUAGCUAGUGAAAGUUCACGAUCAGGACGACUGCAGACAUUCCUUUCUUUUGCUGAUGAAAAGGAAGAGUCAGUGAGGUCUCGAUCCAAACGAAGGCAACUAGAGGUGACUUCAGUAAGAAGUAUUGAUCAAGAUGCAUCAGUAAAUGGUUCAAGAACUGACCGUUCUGAGAUAUACUCGAACAGGGUUGUAAGUUUUGGAGAAUCUGUAUAGUUCAUAAACAAAAAUCUACUACUCUUCCUCAAAUGUAAGUAUUAAGCUUGACUGCGUAUUUGUGUAGACGAUGCUGUAACUGUAUCAAAUUUUACAAAGUUCUGAUGCCAAUUGACAUAUUAUGUCAAAUAAUCGAAGAACCUUUCAACAACUAUUAC
Solanum pennellii is the source of this 3257-nucleotide messenger RNA. Its product is annotated as glutamate receptor 3.6. Gene Ontology annotation, molecular function: glutamate-gated receptor activity. NCBI's taxonomy places the organism in Eukaryota, Viridiplantae, Streptophyta, Magnoliopsida, Solanales, Solanaceae. The transcript has 7 exons. The record is from RefSeq and is a predicted model, not a curated record. Gene Ontology annotation, cellular component: plasma membrane. Bases 244 to 3099 code for a protein of 951 amino acids.